This is a messenger RNA of Cylicocyclus nassatus, 3102 nucleotides long. Lineage: Eukaryota; Metazoa; Nematoda; Chromadorea; Rhabditida; Strongylidae. The record is from the annotation of a GenBank genome assembly.
AGCAUUGUCGAGCACUACUCGUAGCUAUUCCCUACUUACAAUGUCCACUCACAAGAAAGUGGAAAGCAAAAUCAAUGUCCGGGUUGCCGUGAGAGUCAGGCCCAUAAACGAUGGAGAGAAAGCGGAAGGGGCUAAGUCAAUCGUUAAGUUGGAUGACAAGAAACUUACGGUAACCUGCAAAAAUAAGAUCUUCUCGUCUUUUGAUAAGGUCUAUGGUCCCAAUACAACCCAAGAGCGUAUUUAUGCCGACAUGGUUUCUUCCCAAGUUGAGCGCGUGCUAGCUGGCUACAAUUGCACACUAUUUGCAUAUGGGCAGACUGGAACGGGCAAAACUUACACGAUGGAAGGGGGCUCGGGAAAGUACGAUUCUUAUCAAGAAGAUCCAACAACUGGUAUCAUUCCACGGGCCGUGGAGCAUAUUUUCGAAGAAUUAGCAAAAUCGAGCACAGAAGAGUACAGUGUUCGAAUUAGCUACCUCGAACUUUACAACGAAGAAUUAUAUGAUCUACUCGCCCCCACUUCGGAUGAUCGGGAACGAUUGAGGAUUUUCGAUGACCCGUCCAAAAAGGGCGUUGUUGUGAUAUCGGGCGCCGAAGAGAUACCUGUAAGAGAUCGGGCCGAAGUUUACCGUCUUCUAAAGAGAGGAGCAGAAAAGCGCACGACCGCAGCCACGCUCAUGAACAUGAACUCUAGCCGAUCCCACUCAAUAUUCACCGUCAGCGUUGUUAUAAGGGAAAACACCGCAAGCGGUGAGGAGCUUGUGAAACAGGGAAAAUUGAAUCUCGUGGAUCUCGCUGGAUCAGAGCAUAUAGGCAGAUCGGGCGCUGAAGGGAAACGAGCCAAGGAAGCGGGAAACAUCAAUCAGUCGUUACUUACGUUGGGCAGAGUGAUCACAGCGCUAACAAGUUCAGCUCCUCAUGUCCCGUACAGAGAAUCUAAGCUGACUCGUCUGCUGCAGGACAGUUUGGGUGGCGCUACAAUCACGUCCAUUAUUGCAACACUCUCCCCAGCCUCUACCAACUAUGAGGAAACCAUAUCUACGCUAGAAUAUGCUGCUAGGGCAAAAUCCAUCAAGAACCAUCCUGAGUGCAAUCAAAAGGUCUCCAGGAAGGCAUUGUUCAAGGAGUAUAACGACGAGAUUGAGAGGCUGAGGCGCGACUUGCGAACAGCUCGUGAGAAGAACGGAAUAUUCCUUAGCCAGGAGAGCUACGAGGGUAUGGAAAAAGAGAUUGCUGCGAAGACCGAGCAGCUGAAUGAACUCGAAGGCCAACUUGACGCUGCCAUAGGGAGACUUCAGAAGUUCAUCGAAGACCAAGAGAUUAUGGAUGAACAGUACCGCGAGCUGUACCAUCGUAACAAGCGGUUGGAACUGAAGCUUCAACAACGAGUCGAUGAGCUCGAUGAUGUCAAAAAGAACUUGGCUGUUACCACCGACCGAUUCAACGCUACCAAGGACGCUUUUGACGAUAUUCAUAAAGUUGCCAAGAAGUUGUCUAAGGAGCUGAGAAUGACUCGCGAAGUCGUCUACGAUCAACAGCUGGAGAUCCAGGAUUGGUGGAACAAGGAAGAAUCUCUGCUGGAUCUGAUCUCGCAAAACAGAGAACUCGUUGAAGCGAUCCAUGAAAAGGUAAAACCUGAGGUGACGGACUGUUGUGCACUGCUGACGGCUUAUUCGAAGGCGUGCAAAGAAAACCGUGAUCGCUACAGCGAAGAAAGAGAAAGGAAUGAUUCAAAGAUGAGCGACCAUCUUGAGAAUAGUAAGAGUUGCGUAAGCAAGGCUGACGAGUUGCAACAGCGAAAGUUACUAGAAUCGGAGAAGCUUACACAAACAUACAUUCAUCAGAUUAUUGCUUUAUCGAAUGAAUCCGAGUCGAAUGUGAGAGAAAAAAUGACAUCACAAGUAUUUGGACUCCAGGCUUUGGCAAAAACGGUUCUACUUUUCUUUGAAAACAUGAUGAAUGAGGCGAAAAGCCUUUCAGAAGUUUUCAAAGAAUUAAGGAAGAGUUCUGAAUUCAUGCUUGAGCAAAGGCGAAAAAUCAUAGAAGAAGAUCGAUGCAAACGGCUCAAUGCUAUAAAUGCACUGCGAGUGCAACGAGAGAAAACUUCUGAGAUUAACGCUUUGGCGAGGGCAAUUAUCGAGAAGUGUAGCGAACACGAAUCGGCUAUUAUGGAGAUCACAGAUAACAUGGAAUCAGAUGCCCAAGAGAAUUUGCAAGAACAUCUAGCGCAAAUUGAAACGUGGUCAUCCGAAUAUCAAGGGCAAGAAGGCGUAGCGCUGGAAGCGCUAUCAUCGCUACAAUUCACACAUGAAAAGGCAGGUCCAGCCGUCAGAGAAGGAAGCUCUUCAAUAUGUGCUGCAUUAGAGGACACCCGUACCACGACGGUUGAGAUUAAUGAGUCUCUCAAGAAAAACGCAGCCGAAUUCGAGCAAGCCCUAACCUCUACUAAUAUAGCCGGUUAUGAAGAAGCGAGAAGUAUACUGGAUUCUAUUGAUCGACUAUGUGACGAGCUGAAAUGUAUCAAAGAUGAAACGAAGAAGGAUGAAGAACAGUAUGGAACGCAGCAGGCGAAACGUGAGCAGACGUUGGUGCAAGAUAUGCGCGAUCGUCUGGGCGUCAUCAACAAAGAUUUCACUGAAAUGGUUGAGGAACACUGGUUGCAUCCACAAAAGUCAGGUGAUACUCCAGCGAAAAAACGGCGUAACAUAGCGGAAGAUGACCAGAUUCCCACUGUACCCAAAAAGGAGGCCAUACUAAAAGAGAAGGGAUACGAAGAAGAGACGCCAAAGAAAUCCAGAUCUCGAACCAGGGAGUCGCUGCUAGAGGUGCAAAACGUUUUCCUAUCACCAGAUACAUUGGCUGCAAAGAGGAAAGCUCGUCUGGAAGAUAUAUCAGAGGAAAGCAGCGUAACUGGAAGCCGCUACGAAAGAAGUAGAUCUGACGCUGAAAAUGCACAAAAUUGAUACCUCGCUUUUUAACAACUCAAAUUUGUAAACAUACCUCGAGUCAAUCAUGCCUAAGUUGUUUCUACCUUCAGACACAUAUUUUUGAGUUGUUAGCGCAGAUAAUGAAUGCGUCGCGGUCGCUGUGAUGGCGCGGUGCC